UCAGGUGUGUGUGUGUGUGUGUGUGUGUGUGUGUGUGUGUGUGUCUUUUUGCUUCAUUAUAGCUGUAUAGUAUUUUGAACCCACAACCUUGAAAUGUUUUAAUAAAAAACAUAUUUUUAAGCUUCUUGGAUAAAGAGGAGAAAUAAGGAUUUUGAGGUGUGAUUGUGCAGAAGUCUACUGGAGAAUUUAGUGUGACUGUCGGCUCAGCGGUACAGCUGGACUGUCUCCCAUCCAUGGAAGAGUGCAGUGUGACUGUGUGCUAAGCUGAAGUGUCUCCCAUCUAGGUAACAACGCAGUGUGACUGAGGUUAGAGGUACAGCUGGACUGUCUCCUAUCUAGGGAAGAGCUCAGUGUGACUGUGAGCUUAGAUGUACAGCUGGACUGACUCCCAUCUAGGGAAGAGCUCAGUGUGACUGUGAGCUCAGAGGUACAGCUGGACUGUCUCCCAUUUAGGGAAGAGCUCAGUGUGACUGUGAGUUUAGAUGUACAGCUGGACUGUCUCCCAUCUAGGGAAUAGCGCAGUAUUACUGUGAGCUCAGGGGUACAGCUGGACUGUCUCCCAUCUAGGGAAUAGCGCAGUAUUACUGUGAGCUCAGGGGUACAGCUGGACUGUCUCCCAUCCAGGGAAGAGCUCAGUGUGACUGUGAGCUCAGGAGUAGAGCUGGACUGUCUCCCAUUUAGGGAAGAGCUCAGUGUGACUGUGAGUUUAGAUGUACAGCUGGACUGUCUCCCAUCUAGGGAAGAGCUCACUAUUACUGUGAGCUCAGGGGUACAGCUGGACUGUCUCCCAUCUAGGGAAGAGCUCACUAUUACUGUGAGCUCAGGGGUACAGCUGGACUGUCUCCCAUCUAGGGAAGAGCUCAGUGUGACUGAGCUUAGUUGUACAGCUGAACUCUCCCAUCUAGGGAAGAACUCAGUGUGACUGUGGGUUUAGAUGUACAGCUGGACUGUCUCCCAUCUAGGGAAGAGCUCAGUGUGACUGUGUGCUCAGAGGUACAGCUGGACUGUCUCCCAUCUAGGGAAGAGCUCAGUAUUACUGUGAGCUCAGAGGUACAGCUGGACUGUCUCCCAUCUAGGGAAGAGCUCAGUAUUACUGUGAGCUCAGAGGUACAGCUGUAUAGGUUUAGGUUUUUAUUAUUAUUUAUGAUUUAUUUUGUAUGAUCUUGGGUCCUGUGGUGCCCAUAAUUACAGUGCAUCUGGAAAGUAUUCACAGCGCAUCACUUUUUCCACAUUUUUUAUGUUAUAACCUUAUUCCAAAAUGGAUUAAAUUAAUUUCUCCUCAAAAUUCUACACACAACACCCCAUAAUGUGAAAAAGGUUUGAGAUUUUUGCAAAUUUAUAAAAAAAAAAAAAAAAAAAAAACUGAGAAAUCAAUUGUACAUAAGUACAAUACUUUGUUGAUACACCUUUGGCAGCAAUUACAGCCUCAAGUCUUUUUGAAUAUGAUGCCACGAGCUUGGCCGCCUAUCCUUGGGCGGUUUCUCCCAUUCCUCUUUGCAUGACCUCUCAAGCUCCAUCAGGUUGGAUGGGAAGCGUUGGUGUACAGCCAUUUUAAGAUCUCUCCAGAGAUGUACAAUCAGAUUCAAGUCUGGGCUCUGGUUGGGCCACUCAAGGACAUUCACAGAGUUGUCCUGAAGCCGCACCUUUGAUAUCUUGGCUGUGUGCUUAGGGUCAUUGUCCUGCUGAAAGAUGAACCGUCGCCCCAGUCUGAGGUUGAGACCACUCUGGAGCAGGAAGUCUCUGUACAUUACUGCAGUCAUCUUUCCCUUUAUCCUGACUAGUCUCCCUGGAAAACAUUCCCACAGCAUGAUGCUGCCACCACCAUGCUUCACUGUACAGAUGGUAUUGGCCUGGUGAUGAGCGGUGCCUGGUUUCCUCCAAACGUGAAGCCUGGCAUUCACACCAAAGAGUUCAAUCUCUGUCUCAUCAGACCAGAGACUUUUGUUUCUCAUGGUCUGAGGGUCCUUCAGGUGCCUUUUGGCAAACUCCAGGUGGGCUGCCAUGUGCCUCUUGCUAAGGAGUGGCUUCCAUCUGGCCACUCUACCAUACAGGCUUGAUUGGUGGAUUGCUGCAGAGAUGGUUGUCCAUCUGGAAGGUUCUCCUUUCUCCACAGAGGACCUCUGCAGCUCUGACAGAGUGACCAUCGGGUUCUUGGUCACCUCCCUGACUAAGGCCCUUCUCCCCUGAUCGCUCUGAUUGGCCAGCCUGAUUUAGGAAGAGUCCUGGUGGUUUCGACCUUCUUCCACUUACGGAUGGGAUGAUGGAGGCCACUCUGCUCAUUGGGACCUUCAAAGCAGCAGAAUUUUUUCUGUAACCUUCCCCAGAUUUGUGCCUUGAGACAAUUCUGUCUCUGAGGUCUACAGACAAUUCCUUUGACUUUAUGGUUGGUUUGUGCUCUGACAUGCACUGUCAAUUGUGGGACCUUAUAUAGACAGGUGUGUGCCUUUCCAAACCAUGUCCAAUCAACUGAAUUUACUACAGGUGGACUCCAGUUAAGCUGCAGAAACAUCUCAAGCAUGAUCAGUGGUAGCAGGAUGCACCAGACCUCAAUUUUGAGCUUCACGGCAAAGGCUGUGAAUACUUAUGUACAUGUGAUUUCUCUGUUUUUCUAUUUUUUAAUAAAUUUGCAAAAAUCUCAAGUAAACAUUUUCACAUCGUCAUUAUGGCAUGCUGUGUGUAGAAUUUUGAGGGUAAAAAUUAAUUUAAUCCAUUUUGGAAUAAGGCUGUGACAUAAAAUAUGGAAAAAGUGAUGUGCUGUGAAUACUCUCUGGAUGCACUGUAUAUUCCUUGUCUUCUGUAUGCUUAAUGAGCCAGGGUUGACUGGACUGUUCAUUGUUUAUAAUGAUAAUUCAUAAAGUAAGUCAUUUCAAUGAAGGACUGGCCUGUACCUACUGCUGUGGCUUGUGGCCGGGUACACACAGCGGUGCUGGGUUUGCAGCACUUAAAGUUCCCCAUGGUUGAAUGUGGAGGAGAAUGCAGCAGGGUGGGGUGUGUCUGAGGCACAGUGUGAAGAGCAGAGCUGCCUUGAAGGACAUGCAGGUGAAGCUGAAUGAACUGAGAGGAUCUUGUCCAGAGCUGCAGGCUCUGGACGUGUGGAGCCAAACGUAUGAUUAAUGACACGGAGUUUGCAGCCCUCCUGCAACAAGGUUAUUCCCAUUAAAGUGUCGUUAGCAUUCCGCAGGGGUUAGUCUCUUUCUUGGACAUAUUUACACAGCCAGUACACUGUCGCCACUGGAAGGGUGGAUUUAUCGUGGCUCAGACUUUGUGACACUUCCUCUGUUAUCAGGACCAUUGAGCCAGGCCGGGUCUGGUGCUGCUCAGAAUGGCAGUGUUACCAUUGUGUCUGUCUCUGUACUUCGGAGUAGGCAAUGGCCAUAUACAGAAUUAGCUUUGUCAGAGAGCACCUAUUUCACUUUCUUUGAAAAUGUAAAAAUUAUAUUUCAAUCAGUCAAUAAGUCUAUAUUUUUAUUUCAUGAACCAAAGGUUUUCUGUGUAAAUAACGAUUUUAAUGACUUAAUAUAUAAGCGGUCCACAAAUCAUUGACUACAUCUUUUAAAAGUAGUAUCUAUAAAAUCAAGCCGUUGUUCCUUUUUUGGUUACUGCUGUGGGGUACAUUUCCCGAUGACGAUGACUCAGCCGUCUUACGUAAACCCUAAAGAUGUAUCUUAUAAAAGGUAUUCCUUUCCUACGCCCGUUUGAAUCUCUUAAGAGCUCGUUUAAGGGACAGCUUCUUAAGUGCGACCUUAUUAAACACCAGAACACCCAAUUUUUUUCAGUGGCUCGAGAAUUGAUUUUUCCCUUCUUGCAGCAAAUGGUUCAUGCUGCAUGAGAGGAAGUGAUGUUCUUUAUAAAUGUAACACCGCAGACAUCCUAAAAAUACUGUGUUCAUCAGAAGUGGCGAGAACCUAAAAGUACAAAAUUGUGUCAUCUAGCCAUAAAUAUGAUUUUCGCCGAUUGGAUUCACGAACCCGCCUCCCCAGACUGCAGUAUGACCCGUUUAUUUGAAUUUGUUCUAUAAAACACCCGCUUGCACCAAUACGUGUGCAUCUCAAUGGCCCAAUCAGUGGUGGAGCUAAACUGUUAUUUAAGGGGGAGCCAAAGGGUGAGCAAGGGUUUCUUCGAGGGGUCCAUAUAAAUAUGAUAAAUGAAGGAAAAAAAUAUUUUUCUCAUACACACUCAUAAUAAACAAUGAGUUUGUAAAUGUUUGUUGAAUAAAAACAACAAAUAUUUACAAAAUCAUAAACACCAAUCAUAAAGACAAAUCCUAAUCUAAUCCAGGACCAAACAUGAACUCAAACUGGAUAAACCUAGACUAAAUCAUGACCAAACAAGAAGUAAAACUGCACCAGUGACCAAACAAUAGCAGUGCACGUGUAAAUUUAAAGCUCAGAAUACAGACAGGACUAAAAACAAAUUCUCAAAAAAUAAACAAAUAAAACUGCAUCUAAAUUGUAAACAGCAAGAUAUUUGAAUACAACCAGAACUGACCUGCAUCCCCUGGUGGUAUUUGCAAAAGUUUUCAUUUUAUUUCAUGUAGCUAUAGCUAUUACUAAAUUAAAAUAGCCUGCUUACAUGCAAUAGAAAACUAAUGACUGGUUCUCCACAUAUACACUUACUACACAGACUUCAAGCAAGGGCUAGCUUUCCUAAAUUAAUAAAACAGCAUAAUUCAACAUGUGCACUAAAGCAUACGCACGUACAAAGACACUGUCUAAAAGACGAUCUAUAUCAGCACGAGCAUGGCUCGUGGCUAAUUUAAACGAGACGGGGAGCAGACAGUGCGCAACGCUUUCAUGCUAUUUUUUAUGUACUGCAAGUGUGUGACCACCUGUCAUUAGGAAGGCAAUAUAGUGUAAUAUGUUAUAAAUAUCUGCUUAACUCCCGUUGUUAUCAAUACCGCGGGUGUGUUUUGGAUCAUGUAGGAACGCGUGCCACUGCCAGAGCCUUUAGCCAAUGACAUGUCAGUAAGCAGUAGGCACAGGGUACUGCUGCGUCAGGAUGCGUUCAGGGGCACUCGGAAAUUGCAGUUUUCCGCUCAAAUCUUUGCCUGAUCUCCUCAUUCGUAUAUUUUAAUGUUUGCCAUUUCCAGCGGGGUGGCACUGGCGGUGGCAAGGGCUCUGUUGGGGGCCACCCCUUUGGCUCCGCCCCUGGGCCCAAUAGCUGAAAGAAAAGUUGCUUUUCUGUCUUAAUGUCUUAUGUGCUUCAGUACUAUCUACUAUGGACUAUUCCAAGGUGCUUUUUUUUGGGGGGGGGGGGGGAAUUAACUGAAGUUGUGGCACAUUUAGACAGGUGUGUACAUUCCAGGGGCGACGGAAAUAACGGGAAUAGGUCCACCCUUAUACCGACAGAACCCCUUCCUUCCCAAUUAAUAAAUAAAUACUUAAUUAACGGAGAGUUCCUUGUCUUUAAUUAUGAAUCCACGCGUUACUGCAUAAGGACAAUUCUCUACGCAUUCAGAGCGCAACGACGAAACCUAAAGAAGACUGUAAUCAUGAAAUCAUUUUAUCAUAUGGAUGAGUUAUUUUUUAGUUAAGCGAUGUUUGGUUAUGAAACUGUACACUUAACGACGAUAGUCUUAUUUUAAAUGAGCAGUAUGAGCCGACAACAGCGGUACGAGGCAGCUAAGAGAGGCUCAGACCAACCUAUCUUAUGGAAAAUAUACCUAACUAUAAGGGCGUUUCGGGAAACACGUCGGAGCAUUAAGAGACAACUUAAAGUAGAACUUACGAACAACAUAGAGUUAGAAGGCUUCGGGAAAAGCACCGAGGAAAACAUAAUUAGUGUCUGUUUUGAAACAUCAAACGGAACUCUUCUUUUUCUGGAUUUUUUUUGUGCUGUAAAACUUGAGUAACAACCUAUAACUAAAGAAGUUGAAUUAGAUACAUAUUAUUCUCUGCACAUUUUCCUCUAUAGAGAAGUUUCUCCUGUGAGUAUUCAGUUGUUUUCCUAAAGACGAACAAAUGCUCAAAAAUACUGUUUUGCAGGUUUGAUACGUUUAGUAAUUCUCCGCAGGUUUAUAAAAAUGACGUAAUGAUUGAUAUUAUAUAUAGUCAACAUAAUUCUGCAAACGUUUUGGUUUGUCACAGAACAGUAAAGAAGACGAGACGCUCGUUUUUAGGUAUUUACAAACAUAUCAGUUUGUGGUCCAGUGACAACCAUGAAGUAUAUAAUAUUACAAGACAUAUACAGGAGAAAUGCUUCACAGAACACUAUGUGCCGCAAAAAUAAACAAUUUUUUUGGAAAAAGUUAUACGUCGUUUCAAAUGUUUCAUGCGGGGAAUAAUUAAUAGUUUUUAUGAUUUAAAUAACAACGUAUUGUAGAAUAAAGGCAGUUUUAAUUAACAUUGUGGAUAAUGAGCGCAAGAUGGGUGAAUUUUAAAGCAAGCAUUACAGCAUAAUAAGCUUAACAAGAACUAGCGAAUAACAGCAUAAUAACAUAAUAACAGCAUAAUAACUAGCGAAGUGCGGAUCAGCUGUCUUUACGAGUAAACGUGGUACAGUAUAAUUCCCAUUGCGGGUUUAUUGCACUCUGAUUGAAGUCAACCCAAGUCUAAAUUUGUCAGCCUUUAUUUUUUACAACCUUUCUGAUCCGGCACAGCAACGUGACGUUUCCAUUCACUUAAAACCAUUAGGCAAAUUUCUGCAGAUAUGUUAAUCCUAAACCACAUUAUCGCUUUGACGCUUCAUAGGCGCCGGAAUGGCUUAAGUUGUGACUCAGUUACCUUCCCUCUAAAACGAAGACCAAAUAUAAAAACCAUUAAGCGCCAAUGCAUGAAAAUGGUUCGGUUUAAACUGGUUUAUGAUACAAUUUUAAUGUCUCAUAAAGUUAGUUUCUUUUAGCGAGUCAUAAAACACCCGGGUUAGCAAAUAUCAAAUGUGUGUGCGUUACAGCAAAAUCCUAGUACCAUCUUUCUAUAACCAUAUUGCCAUAAUAAACACCCUAACAGUCCCGCAUUAGACGGCUUCACUUCGUAUACCCUCGUAUGUCACUUGCAUGCACGUAUGGUGUGGGCGCUGCUUCUCACACAUGGUUUGAAUGAUAAAUUAUUCUAAGUAACCGGGAAAUGUUUGUGCAGCGUACCCGUGUUUGUCUGCUGAUUAUUUGCCUGUGAUAUUACCCCAUGGUUUAACAUAACAGCUGUCUAAUGCCGUGCAGACAAAGUGGUGCAUCUUGGCGAAGGCGCGGCAUUAUACUUACAUUUAGCCUACUAUAGAUUGUGCUAAUUUACACGUAUGAUUUAUUAUUAGUUACAUAAGUAGUUUCUUUUAACAUUUUAACGCUCCUGGAGAAAAACACUUCCAUGUGUGUCACUGUCAUUUAAGCAGAUUUGUUAAAUGGAGUUAAAUGAGCCAUUUUAAUGGGUGCAAAUUUCAAAAAUGUACAAUUACUCCAAAAGAGCUGUGCAAACGUCAGCGGGGUAGCUAUCGCUGACUUGAUCUUUGAUCCCACUCGGAUCAGAGAUUCAGAUACUCCCGGGUCUCCAGGACAACACCUGUCUCCACAUCCAACACAGCGACCUCAAUGCGUGCGUUCUGCCGAGGCCUGUGAGUCCCCACCCGAUGGUGCCAUAGCGGUACGACGUUUAAAUGCAGGCUGAAGAUUGAAUGCAAUGUCUUGUAGGAUCCCCCCUCGUAAAGCUGCGACUCCACGCUUCUCUUCAGGGCAUCGGGUUAAUUUAUUAGUGCCUCGACAGCAGCGGGACUCCAUCCGUGAAGAUAAGUAGCUGCAGAUUCCCCCGCUCACCUGCCCCAGGCUCCAUUAAAGCCGGCCACAGGUGUAUCUCGUUCCCCCCACAGCAAACAGUGAUGUUUGCCUAGGGAAUUGAUUGACGUUUGGUCGGUUUUGUUCAAUUAUUGCGCGACCGUGGAAAAACAAGGGGAGUGACAAGUAAAGCACAUUUUCCCACGUUGUAUAAACAGGACGAGCGCUGCGUGGGUGCAGCCGGGUCACAUGGCGACAGACACACCUAUGAGAACCUGCCGUGGCGCCGGGCGGAGGUCCCACGGGCAGGUUGGGAGUGUGCCGCUUACAGCCGGCACAUGAGCAGCUGCGCUACAUUCGCCGGGUCACCAGCAGCCAUGAACCGAGAGGAGCACUUCUACGCCCCUGCGCAGAUGUUUAAGGAGCCGUAUACCUACCAGGCACCUGCUGACGACGAUUACAGCCAGAGUCCUCCGCCGUGUCUUUAUAUGGGCAGACAGACCCCCGUGUGCCACGCGCCCUCGCUGGGGUCCCUGGACCCGCCAUGCCUUUCUGACACAGCCUCAUACGACAUGCCGCUCAUGCGGGAAGAUCCCGGAGUGUCCGUGUCCCACGCGCACCUACUCCCCACGCAGCUGCCUCAGCACCCGCAUCAGUCCGGGGUGGGUUACGGAAGCCCAGCUGACCUGGUGAUGGUCAGCGACCGGAGUCAGUACCAGCUCCCUUUCCCGUGGAUGAAAUCCACCAAGUCUCACAUGCACACGUGGAAAGGGCAAUGGACAGGCCACUGCAUGGCGGAGCUGGAGGACAGCAAGCGCACACGCACCGCUUACACACGCGCCCAGCUGCUGGAGCUGGAGAAGGAAUUCCUGUUUAACCGCUACAUCUCGCGGCCGCGCCGCGUGGAGCUUGCCCUGCUGCUCAACCUCACUGAGCGUCACAUAAAGAUCUGGUUCCAGAACCGCCGCAUGAAGUGGAAGAAGGAGGAGGACCGCAAGCGCGUAAGGCCUGGUCAGCCUGAACAGGACUGCGCCGUGUCGUCUGGGGGGCCCUCUGGGGGGCUGACUGAGGAGCCCAGCUGUGCCCUCAAGCUGCUGCCACGGGACACUUUGACCCCGGGCUCCCCUGAGCAGAUUCGCCCCCCCCUUCCAGUGAGUGGGAGCCCACCGCUGUGCCGGUGAGUGGGUGCUGGCCAAGUGUGGCCCAGCGGGUCAGAACCCUGUAUCUGUGAUCAGAAGGUCACCAGUUUAAAUCCCAGGGUGAACAGAGUGAUGUAACCCCCAUGCAUCUCAAAAACAAUGUGUCGCUCUGGAUAAUUUGUCUGCUCAAUAAACUAAAUGUAACCAAAGAUCAGAGGAGGACAGGAGUGUCUCGCUGGUGUCAUGCUGACGCAGCUGCCAGAGUCCCCAUGAGGGGUCCCGGCCCGAGGCUCCAGUACAGCUUGUGGGGCCUCAAUGUGGGCCCACCCCACCCCACACACUUAAGCUGAAUCCAGCCGAAGGCUGCAUUUGUUUUAAAGACUUUGGUUUUCACCAGAAAGUUUAAUUAUUUAUAGAAAAGCACAGAUGUGGUCCAGCAGUUAUGGUUUGUGUUUCACCCUUGCAGCACUGCAUUUUCAUAAUAAUUAUGUACAGAUAAU
This is a messenger RNA of Brienomyrus brachyistius, 9341 nucleotides long. RefSeq names its product pancreatic and duodenal homeobox 1 (gene pdx1). The record is from RefSeq and is a predicted model, not a curated record. Gene Ontology annotation, biological process: regulation of transcription by RNA polymerase II; type B pancreatic cell differentiation. Gene Ontology annotation, cellular component: nucleus. Gene Ontology annotation, molecular function: RNA polymerase II cis-regulatory region sequence-specific DNA binding; DNA-binding transcription factor activity, RNA polymerase II-specific. The transcript has 2 exons. NCBI's taxonomy places the organism in Eukaryota, Metazoa, Chordata, Actinopteri, Osteoglossiformes, Mormyridae. Bases 8041 to 8883 code for a protein of 280 amino acids.